This is a messenger RNA of Eimeria maxima, 465 nucleotides long. Its product is annotated as SNARE domain-containing protein, putative. The coding region runs from base 1 to 465 and encodes 154 amino acids. The transcript has 5 exons. Lineage: Eukaryota; Apicomplexa; Conoidasida; Eucoccidiorida; Eimeriidae. The record is from RefSeq and is a predicted model, not a curated record.
AUGUCUUUUGUUGUAAGGCCGCCUCCAGGGGCAGGGCCUGUUAUAGAUGAGAGAGAAGCUCCUAGGGGUUCAGGGACUCGUGGUUAUGAUGUAAUUAUUAGGACAAACAUACAAACCAUCAGGAGCAACCUGCAAAGCAUUGAAGUUAAUUUAAGGAAUUUAAAUAGGAAUUUAAUAUCCCGAAGAAUUGUUGAAUCUUUGCAUGCAAAAUUAAAACAAACUUUUGAUUUUAUUCUACAAACAGAAGCCGCAUUCAAUUCUUGGAUGGAGGAGCAGAAAGAAGGAGAAGGAAGAGAAGAAGAUGUUAUAGAAAGACAAAAAGAUAAAUUCCUCUUUGAGACUCUCUUCAAUCAUUUCCAGGCAGAGUUUUUGCAGCAUCAGCUCCAGCAGCAACAGCAGCAGCAGCAGCAGCAGCAGCAGCAGCAGCAGCAGCAGCGGCAGCAGCAGCAAAUAAAAUAUAAAUAG